Molecule: messenger RNA, 351 nt
Organism: Dromiciops gliroides (monito del monte)
Lineage: Eukaryota; Metazoa; Chordata; Mammalia; Microbiotheria; Microbiotheriidae
Product: 40S ribosomal protein S26-like
Exons: 1
Coding region: 1-351 (116 amino acids)
Biological process (GO): translation
Cellular component (GO): ribosome; cytosolic small ribosomal subunit
Molecular function (GO): structural constituent of ribosome; mRNA binding
Source: RefSeq, a predicted model, not a curated record
AUGACCAAGAAGAGGAGAAACAGUGGGUGCGCCAAGAAGGGCCGUGGCGGCCACGUGCAGCACAACCGCUGCACCAACUGCGCCCGCUGCGUGCCCAAGGACAAGGCCGUCAAGAAGUUCGUCAUCCGCAACAUCGUGGAAGCCACGGCCGCCAGGGACAGCUCCAAGGCCAGUGUUUUCGACUCUUAUGUGCUGCCCAAACUGUAUGUGAAACUACGUUACUGUGUGAACUGCGCAAUCCACAGCAAGGUAGUGAGGAAUCGGUCUCGCGAGGCACGAAAGGAUCGGACACCCCCACCCCGCUUCAGACCUGCAGGUGCUGCCCCCAUACCCCCUCCAAAGGCCAUGUAA